UUCUUCCUGCACCCUCACUCACUGAAGCGCUCUCUCCCUGUUUUCGCGAUUGAAGUGAGGUAGAUUUCUUUCCUUGAUAGGUCUGUGGAAAUCAACUGCAGUUGGUUGUUUGUUUGUAUUGUUUCAGCUAAGUGGGAAGAUAUGGAUUCAUCAGUUCUGCUAUAUAACCAGCUCAAGGCGACCGAACCGUUUUUCUUGUUAGCUGGUCCCAAUGUGAUUGAAUCCGAGGAGCACAUUUUCCGGAUGGCCGAGCACAUUAAGAGUGUUGCAACAAAGGUUGGAUUGCCACUGGUUUUCAAGUCGAGCUUUGACAAGGCCAACCGUACGUCCUCAAAAUCAUUCCGGGGUCCUGGCUUGGAAGAAGGCUUAAAGAUCCUUGAGAAGGUUAAAACAGCAUAUGACCUCCCUAUAAUUACAGAUGUACAUGAAGCUAGCCAGUGUGAAGCAGUUGGUAAAGUUGCAGAUAUUAUUCAGAUUCCUGCAUUUUUAUGCCGCCAGACAGAUCUUCUAGUUGCAGCAGCCAAGACUGGAAAAAUUAUCAAUAUUAAGAAGGGCCAGUUCUGUGCUCCUUCUGUCAUGGUAAAUUCUGCCGAGAAGGUUAGACUGGCUGGAAAUCCAAACGUGAUGGUUUGUGAGAGGGGAACUAUGUUUGGCUAUAAUGAUUUAAUUGUUGAUCCUCGCAAUUUGGAGUGGAUCAGAGAAGCUAAUUGUCCUGUGGUUGCUGACGUCACACAUGCUUUGCAACAGCCUGCUGGGAGAAAGUUGGACGAUGGAGGUGUUGCCAGUGGUGGUCUUCGUGAAUUGAUACCGUGCAUUGCGAGGACAGCAGUCGCUGUUGGGGUGGAUGGAAUUUUCAUGGAGGUACAUGAUGAUCCUUCUAACGCUCCAGUUGAUGGUCCAACUCAAUGGCCCUUGCGCCACUUGGAGGAACUGCUGGUAGAGCUCAUAGCAAUUGCUAGGGUAAGCAAGGGGAAGCAACCUUUCAACAUUGAUCUCACACCCUAUCGUGAUUAGAAGACUUGAAGCUACUCUAUUGGUAUUUAUCUGUGUUGGGGGAAGGGGAGUGACAUUGUACCGCAGCCUCCCCCGUUCGAUGAGCCGCAAUGUUUACACUUGAAGGCAUGCAGACCAGGAUCAAAUGUGAGAUAAGAUGCUGUCCUUCUUGGAUUUGCCAGCACUUGUUUAUCGUUGUAACUUGUAUUCAUGAAUUCAUUAGUACUGCGCUCGGACUAAUUGUUUCUCUUGACCCGAAGAUAUUGUUUGUCAUGAUAUUCGUGUUUGUGUUCCUCGUUAAAUGUCCGUACAUUUUAUUCAAGAACUUGGAGUUCCGACUAUGUACCUUGUCGCUUAAGAAAUGAAGAAUUAUGUUUUUCUUCAA
Malus domestica (apple) is the source of this 1378-nucleotide messenger RNA. RefSeq names its product 2-dehydro-3-deoxyphosphooctonate aldolase. Gene Ontology annotation, biological process: monosaccharide biosynthetic process. The record is from RefSeq and is a predicted model, not a curated record. NCBI's taxonomy places the organism in Eukaryota, Viridiplantae, Streptophyta, Magnoliopsida, Rosales, Rosaceae. Gene Ontology annotation, cellular component: cytoplasm; cytosol. Gene Ontology annotation, molecular function: 3-deoxy-8-phosphooctulonate synthase activity.